Molecule: messenger RNA, 429 nt
Organism: Raphanus sativus (radish)
Lineage: Eukaryota; Viridiplantae; Streptophyta; Magnoliopsida; Brassicales; Brassicaceae
Product: mediator of RNA polymerase II transcription subunit 15a-like
Exons: 4
Biological process (GO): regulation of DNA-templated transcription
Molecular function (GO): chromatin DNA binding; transcription coactivator activity
Source: RefSeq, a predicted model, not a curated record
AAGUUUCCUUCCUUCCUCACCAUUUGGUCCCCAGAUCUUAUUAUCACUCCAAUUCAUUUCUCAAUCAAGCUAAACCCUAAAUCUAGCUCCCAACAAAAAAAAAAUCAAUUCCUCAAAUCAACCCGUAAUCGCCGUAGCCCAAAACGCGAAAAAUCGCCUCGAUAGGCUCUUGAUUUUGAGGAAGACACUUGAAUGGAUAAUAACAAUUGGAGGCCUUCUCUUCCAAAUGGAGAUCCUGCCAUGGAAACUGGUGACUGGAGAGCUCAACUUCCACCUGAUUCUCGCCAGAAGAUUGUGAACAAGAUAAUGGAAACACUAAAGAAGCACCUUCCAUAUUCUGGACCAGAAGGGAUAAAUGAGCUCAGGAGGAUUGCUGCCAGAUUCGAGGAGAAAAUUUUCAGCGGCGCUGUUAACCAGACUGAUUACCUU